AGACUGCACAGUGUUUUUGUCCUGGGGAAGUUGAGGAGGAACAGCCUGGUGGAUGAUAUACUUAGGGGUGUUCCAAGGAAUAUUCAAGAUACCUUUACUGGAAAUCAUUUUGCUGAAAUUAUUGAAACAGUGAUUCUUGAAUUUGAAGACAAGGCACACUGUGGUGGAAUAUGGACUCCCUGGGUCUGGGGAACUCUACCCCUUCAGCUUUGCUUGUUGCUGUCCACAUGGCCACUCUCUUGUGCUGGUUUGCACACUGUCUGCAUCCUUCCUCAGAAUCUGUCUCCCCGUCUUGACUACAGGAGUGUGGACCUUUCUUCACAGCCUCUCUGGACACACUGUCUUGCAUCCUCCAGGAAAGAUGCGGCAGCUCAAAGGGAAGCCCAAGAAGGAGACAUCCAAGGACAAGAAGGAGCGGAAGCAGGCCAUGCAGGAGGCCCGACAACAGAUCACCACAGUGGUGCUGCCCACACUGGCUGUGGUGGUGCUUCUGAUAGUGGUGUUUGUGUAUGUGGCCACACGCCCCACUAUCACCGAGUGAGCACCUGGCUGCCAAGGACUCCUUGGGCAGGGAGGGGGAAGCAAAUGAAAAAUGGCUUUCAUGUGCAGAGAUGUUCCUGCUGCUGCGCUCUAAGCAGGAACACCCUGCUUCUCUGGUCUUUGACUUGAUUAAAGUUUCUCCACUUUUCUUGGGAGGGAAUAGGGAACGUUUUAUCAGUAAACGUGCCAUACACCUUAUGGUCCACUUCAUGUGCCUUUCAGACUUCAAAGCAGUGUGUGUGUGUGUGUGUGUUUGUGUGUGUUUCUCUCAUAAAUCUAUAUGUAGCUCCACCUGGUGAGAGGACGACUUUGGGUCAUGAAGCAGCUGGAAUCAGUGCUCACCUCAUCCCCAUUGUUUGGAACAUGCCACUUCCUACACGUGUUCACAAUUUCCAAAGGGACUGUAUGUCUUCUCUGUGCUUAAUGUGAUUUGAAAUAUGUUGACUCAAAGUGAAAUAUUUAUUUUUUGAAUAAAGGAGAUAAUAGCCUUAAA
Molecule: messenger RNA, 1033 nt
Organism: Ictidomys tridecemlineatus (thirteen-lined ground squirrel)
Lineage: Eukaryota; Metazoa; Chordata; Mammalia; Rodentia; Sciuridae
Source: RefSeq, a predicted model, not a curated record